Molecule: messenger RNA, 249 nt
Organism: Gongylonema pulchrum
Lineage: Eukaryota; Metazoa; Nematoda; Chromadorea; Rhabditida; Gongylonematidae
Source: the annotation of a GenBank genome assembly
AUGCUCAACGAAGACAGCUGGGAUGCCUUGCAUGCUUAUGGUAAUGUGCUCUGUUUCACACUCGUUAUCGCGUUUGUUGUCGCCCAGCUGCUGUCGCUUGUUCGAAAAGCUCAUUCCGGUAAACGAGGUGCAUCGGCUUCAUCCGAAUCUGAACGCAUUCACAUUCCGCGAGCAGAAAUGAUGGACAAGCAGGUCCUACAUUACGAUUCUAGCAAACGAACCCAAAAAACUUUGAAAAGUCUUGCCUGA